This is a messenger RNA of Arachis duranensis, 858 nucleotides long. Its product is annotated as pentatricopeptide repeat-containing protein At2g35030, mitochondrial-like. The coding region runs from base 1 to 858 and encodes 285 amino acids. Gene Ontology annotation, biological process: RNA modification. NCBI's taxonomy places the organism in Eukaryota, Viridiplantae, Streptophyta, Magnoliopsida, Fabales, Fabaceae. Gene Ontology annotation, molecular function: protein binding; RNA binding. The record is from RefSeq and is a predicted model, not a curated record. The transcript is spliced from 3 exons.
AUGCCCGCAAGGGACUCCGUCACGUGGAACUCAAUGCUCACGUGCUACUGGCAGAACGGCCUUCUAGACCAUUCCAGAGCGCUCUUCCACGCCAUGCCCGCCGACAUCAAGACUGUCGUUUCAUGGAACACCAUGAUCGCUGGGUGCGUCCAAAACGACAUGCUCGAUGACGCGUUUCGCUACUUCACUGAAAUGCCGGAGAAGAAUGCAGCAUCGUACAAUGCCAUGAUUUCGGGCUUCGCGAGGUUCGGGCGCAUGCGGGAAGCGCAAACGGUGUUCGAUGAAAUGCCUCGUCGGAAUGUGGUGUCUUACACCGCCAUGAUUGACGGGUACGCGAAUAUGGGUGGGGAUGGCGGGAUUGCGCUCGCAAAGGAGCUGUUCGAAGUGAUGCCCCAAAGGAACGAGGUUUCGUGGACGGUCAUGAUCAGUGGGCUCGUGGAAUAUGGGUUGUCUGAGGAGGCGUGGGAACUGUUUCAGAGAAUGCCAGAGCGGAAUGUUGUUGCUACAACUGCCAUGAUCACGGGAUUCUGCAAGGAGGGGAAGGUGGAUAAUGCCAGAGCCUUGUUCGAAGAAAUUCGAUGCAAAGAUCGUGUUUCCUGGAAUAUAAUGGUAACAGGUUAUGCUCAAAAUGGGAGAGGGGAAGAGGCAUUGAUUUUAUUUUUACAAAUGUUGAGGAGUGGUACGCAACCGGAUGAAGUAACUUUUGUUUCACUUUUAACUGCCUGUGCUAACCUUGCUUCACUUGAGGAAGGGACACAGGUGUAUGCUCUUGUAAUUAAGCAUGGUUAUGAUUCAGAUUUGUCUGUUAGCAAUGCCUUGGUUACGAUGUACAGCAAAUGUGCAUGGUCUCUAUGUUAA